This is a messenger RNA of Fusarium odoratissimum NRRL 54006, 2203 nucleotides long. RefSeq lists its product as uncharacterized. The record is from RefSeq and is a predicted model, not a curated record. Gene Ontology annotation, cellular component: spindle; microtubule; centrosome. NCBI's taxonomy places the organism in Eukaryota, Fungi, Ascomycota, Sordariomycetes, Hypocreales, Nectriaceae. Gene Ontology annotation, biological process: microtubule-based movement. Gene Ontology annotation, molecular function: microtubule motor activity; ATP binding; ATP hydrolysis activity. Bases 146 to 1894 code for a protein of 582 amino acids. The transcript is spliced from 3 exons.
AGUGCUUGCAGUUCACAUCGUUUAGGCACCAUCAUUCUUGAAGAGAUAUAUCAGGAGAGUAUAUCAACAGAGAAAUUGAUUUUAGUCAAGAACACAAAGCUCACAGUUUCUAAUACCCAUUAAUCUCACGAGUCUCAUUGCAACCAUGGAUCAAUACUUUCUUGAUCACGCUCAACGCUAUCAAGAGCUGGUGAAUCGCUUCAAACCAACACCUGUCAAGUCCAAGACCAGCAAUGAAGAGUCCAACCCUGACAUCACUAUUGCUACUCGCCUUCGGCCGAUGCUCGACGACGAGAAAGAAGGAGGACAGUUGAUUGGCGCCUUUCCUCGAAACAACGCACCUGGCGUGAUUGACUUACACGAACUGCGGAGACCAGUCAGGGGACCUCCUCCUUUGGUGUCUACAAACUAUCGUGUGGACAGGGUCUUCAACUCCGAAGACACAACCGAAGGCAUCUACCAAGAGCUCGUCAAGCCUCUUGUCCCCUGGGCGUGGGGCGGCGGUGUUAGCACCAUGUUCGCCUAUGGCCAGACAGGUUCAGGCAAAACAUACACUGUCAGCGGCCUCGAGCGCCUCAUCGCUGAAACACUCUUCUCGUGUGAUAUUCAAGGUACUCGCAACAUCUUCAUCUCUAUCAUCGAACUCGCGGGUAACUCAGCCUCUGAUCUCCUCAACGCUCGCAAACCCAUCUCUAUCCUGGAGGACUCUUUCGGGUCGACUCAUCUGGCUGGAGCUUCAGAGUACCACGUUACAGAUGCGGAUACUUUGAUCAAGCACAUCAACAAUGCGGCAUCUUUCCGACGGACUGCUUCUACGCAGAAGAACGACUCUUCGUCCCGCUCGCACGCUAUCUGCAAGAUUCGCCUCGAGAACCCUGAGCUCCCCCAAUCUGACGACGGGCUUCUCUAUCUAAUUGACCUUGCCGGUUCGGAGGCCGCAAGAGAUGUCACCGAGCAUUCAGCCCAGCGCAUCAAAGAAUCUCGAGAGAUCAAUGCUAGUCUUUCUGUGCUCAAGGACUGUAUCCGCGGGAGAGCCAGUGUCGACGCUGCAGGGCUCGCCACUGGCAAGAAGGUCUACGUACCGUUUCGACAGAGUGCUCUGACUAAAGUUCUGAAACAUGUUUUUGAUCCUGCUGCUGAGCGCAGCUGCAAAACCGUCGUCGUGGCCUGUGUCAACCCAAGCUUCCUUGACGUUGGCGCUACCAAGAACACGCUGAGAUACGGAGAAAUGCUGAGAAUUACCGUCCCUAAAGCUGCCGUGCCGAAAUAUGAUGCUUCAAAGCCGAGCACCUGGCCCCAGAACCUGCUCCACGACUGGAUUCUCAAGAACUCUGGCACCCCGCCCGUUUCUCCUACAGCUCUCGCACCCAAAGAGACGGGUAUCCAACUUCUUCGACUCCCGGUUCCAGAGUUCAUCACACGCUGCCUCAAGACCCCGGGCGUCACGCUCGAGCAAGCGACCGCCUUCCAAGCCAAAUUCUGGCGUCUUCACAUCGAUUCACAGCGAGCCGCUAACAACAAGCCAAAGGCGACCCAGAAAGACGCCAAGUCGGAGAAAGAAGCAGCUGGAAAACAGGGACUUUCAAGCCAAGACCCGAGACCCGAGAUGGCAGAUGUUCCAUUCAAAGAGCGUCUUCGGCCAGGAAUGGUGGUUAGCUGGAAUCCGUCUGAUGACACUCCAGGAUUCUAUCGUCUGCCUGGGCGUAAUCUCGUCAUGAUUCUAAGUCCCGAGGGGGAGGGAACCUUCAGAUGCGCUGUCGCUGUUCCUGCAAUCAUGCCAGGAGCUUUUGAGAUUUACCUAUGGCAACAAGUUGUCGCCCAGGUUGAUACCAUGGAAGCGGAGGUCUGGCUCGAAUACGACCCCGGAACUAGGUAUUACUAUGAAAACGUGUAAGAUGAGUGGUUGGAGGAAUUUGGGGUGAGAUCUUGGUAUGAGAUUGUAUGUAGUCGGGUGUAAGUGAGCCACGGAUGAUCGGAGGGUUGUGACAUGAGAAAAGAUAAUAUGGUAUCACAUAAAAGUUAUUGCAGUAGUGAAUAUGCUUCGGAAGUACAUGGUAAAAUGAUUUAUCUGUUUAUUGGGUUACUGAUUGGUAUGUCGAAAUUAUUCCAAUGGGAUGAAUGACGCCAAGCCACAAAGCUUCAUGAUUAUCAGAUGGGUUACAGGCAGAACAGUCCAUAGUUGGUUAAAUCCUUGUAUUAGUUU